This is a messenger RNA of Linum trigynum, 8233 nucleotides long. NCBI's taxonomy places the organism in Eukaryota, Viridiplantae, Streptophyta, Magnoliopsida, Malpighiales, Linaceae. The record is from the annotation of a GenBank genome assembly.
CGGACCAAAUUGUACGAUACGGUUUGGACCACGAUUUUUCUAACGGCUUGGUCUAUUUUUCCAGCCUUAGAAGAUAGAGAGAUUAAGGUUUGAUCGUAACUGAAUUCUGUAACUUUAGGCUUGAUGUUUGUAGGCUGAACGAGAGAUAAUCUCAAUUGGGCUUUGUGACUUGGCCCAGGAGAUUUCUCCUUUCCUUUUGGUUUUGACUCCAACGCAAUGUCUAGGGGUGUUCAAACGGUUUGGUUAUCAUGGUAACCAUUUUAACCAGUAGUAUUUGGCUAAUUUGGUUUGGUUAAUUUCGAUAAUUGGUUUGGUUUGGUUAAAAAAUUUAGCUUGUUUGGUUUAGGUGGUCUGGUUUGGUUUCAGGCACUCCUAACCAAUCAAACCAAAUUAACCAGUUAAGUAAUUUGUCAUAUAUCUUAUAUAUAUUAUAUACACAUACUUAAUACUUUGCAUAACCACUCAAGAGUCAAAUGUAAGAUAAUUGUAUUUGUUACAUGUAUUUAUGUUAAGGAUUAACUAUAAUUAUGUGGAUUGUUAUGUGUUGUUCAUUAUAUAAAUUGCAAAUUGAUGCACUAACUGAAAAUUUUUCUCACUUAAUGAUAAUGUGGCGUUAUAUUGGUUAUUUUGGUUAACCAAUUAACCAAACCGAAUAAACUUUAGUUUGGUUAAUUUGGUUGUUGUAUUAGUUUGGACGGUUUAGUUAUGAUAUUGUAUUCCAUGGUUAAUAGAUUUUAGACUUAUUUGGUUUGGUUAUUAUCAUGGUAACCAUUUGAACACCCCUAGCAAUGCCUGCAGAAACUUAAUGAAAAUGCUGCGUUUUAUUAAGACGGCUUGACAGCUGCUAUUCCAAAGUGCUGUGUUUCACUAACAAGCGUUGGAUAUUAGUUUUCUUCUUCCAUGGAUCGACAAAGUCCCUGCCAUUUUGUUAGACACCAAGAACAAACAAGAACACUGAAAUCGCAGAGAAUAAAAGAGAUGAGACCACACACGAAUUUUUACGUGGUUUUCUUGUAUUGGGAGAAUAAGGAUCCCAAUACUGACUACUCCACGGUCAGAGACUCGCCAUUCGCGAUCUCCGACGAUCCACUAGAUGUUUUCGUUGAAGUUCUUCAAUUACAAAUGAACACCCGAUUAGCUCCCCAGCCAAUCGAUCAAAUCCAUUCCCCUUUGAGAAUUCGAGGGUGCCACCGCGGGUCCAGCUUUCUUUGAGAAUUCGAGCCAUUAUUGGAAAGAAAGUCGAAUUUGGAUUGAGAACUUCAAGGAUGGAAAUUAACAGUAGAAAAUGCACCAUGAGAAUGGUUUGGUCCCAUCCUGUCGAAGUUUGGUGGCCUGGUUUGCAAUUUGUUAUUGGGUAGCAGGUAAAUGUAAUCCUUGUUGUGUUAUUGGGUAGCAGGUAAAUGAAUUCCUUGUAGUGAUGCUAAUUGGUAGUUCUUGUAGAGCCACGAUGGAGAAGCUGUAGACAUAUGUAGUUUUUGGUUUUGUCUGCUGAUGAUGGAAGUGUAGAGCUGAAUGUCUGAUGUUGAAACUUGUGAUUGACUGGACUUGGAUUGCUGCAGGUUUGCAUUUGGGUCUUUCAGCUCAGGUAUUCUUCUUGUGUUUUGCAGUUUUGGUCCAAUGGAGGCGUAUGUAUAGUAUAAUUAAUUAGCCUUAUUCUUAUCCCGUUGGUCCCCCCUUUUUCCACGCACUGGCUUAAUGAUCAAACCAGCAGCACGGAGCAGUAAUUUAUCUUAAGUUCCACGCACUGGCUUAUGUUUAAGAUAUAUACAUCUGUAGCUUCAUCAUAUGCAAGAUAUUGAUGUUUGUCAAGCAUAAUUCACUGUUUUCAAGCAUGUAUUUGAAGAUAGUUUAUUUUUUGGAUGGUCUUUCUGUUGCUAUCUGUUGUAAUAUAUGAUGCUAAAAUUGUGGAUCUGAAAUGUUUGAAAAGCUUGCUGCUAACUUGAUCCAAGUGUAGUAGCUAGUUUACCUAGUUAUGUUUAAAAAGCUUGUUGCUAACUUGAUGCAAUUAGACUCUGAGCCUUAGGUUGAAGUCUUUAAAGAAUUGGAACUUAUAAGAGUAUGUUUCAGGGUUCAAUUGUUUGAUUGGCCUACUGAAGUGAUCUGUCUAUUUGUUAUUAUUGUUGUAGGAAUGAAUCGACGGGGAAGUAUUUUACCCGGUAAAUCUCGUGUUUGGGAUUCGACAAUGGACAAGAUUCUAAGCUGGGUGUUGCUGGAUCAAAUAGUUCAAGGAAAUAAGGGUGGUGGAGACUGGAAGACGCAAGCAUACCAAGCAGUUGUGGAUCAACUAGACACUGAUUUGGCAAUCAGUGUGACGAAAGAUUCAAGAACAGAAUUCGAGCAUGGAUGAAAAGCUAUGGAGUGAUAGUUGAUAUUCAAAGCGAAGCAUGUUGAACUUGUGGGAUGAAGAGAAGAAGAUGAUCAUAGUUACAGCUGAGAAUAUGAGUGCUUGGCUAUCUUAUUGCAAUGUAAGGUUCUUUCCCUUAUUAUGUUACAUCAUCUUACAUCUUUUCUCUGUAACCUUUAAACUAUCUCAACCGCUGCAGCACUAUUCCGUGUUAGAGAUAGUGUUUCUGUUUUGGGUUAGUUAGGCCUUGUUGGAUGAUAGCUAUUGCUGUGAUGGUGGUGUCCUCAGUCCUGUGAUAUUUUGUUGGAGAUUCUGGAGCAAAACCCUUGAUUAUAUAUAGCUUGUUAGACCCUUCCUUGCUUUCUGAUUCUUACUCUUCUUAUAUCAGUGUCUCGGCUCAAGUUCUUAGAGUUAUUGAUGAGGACUGGCAUAGUUCAGGUGGAUACUGAAUUGUGAAGUAAAAUAAUUCAGUGAUAUAUGGUUGAACAUGACAGUGAUUGCCUAGUCAAGAUGAGUGGAGUUUUGAUUCACUGUAUUGCCUUUGUGAGUGGUAAUAAAGUUGCAACAAAAUAUCCAAACAAUUCUUUAAUAGAUAAAAAGUGCGUGGGUUUGUGUUCUCCGUAGAGUGGUUGGCAACGGCGGACGGAAAGACGACGUUUGGGUCGGAUUGGAAACAUACCCCGCUUUAACUGACACAGUAGCUUCCGUACGCAAGUGCAUACUUCCUACCGCAAAUCCCGCAUUGAAACGUGUUCUUUUGGUCUUCGCGUCGUUCGCCAUGCCGCUUUCCCCGAUCGCCGGUCUACCACGCAUAAAUCGGCAGGGAACCCGGCGCGGCCGAAUGGAUUCUCCGAAUACGCCACACUCUGGAUGGAUGAGUUGGUUGGUUGCCUGAUUCCUCUUUUUCCUACCUGCGUCUGUCGUUUGCUUUAGGUUCCUCAUUUUUUGCCUCUUUUCCUAGGGUGUUCUGAUCCAGGGACUUGCGUCUAAGCAGCUGUGUGGUCAAUUGCAAUAGGUUCUUGCUGUGGGCAAGGUCUAGUUUGUAAGCCAGUGUGUCCAGCGUGAGUCCAGGAGACUUUGGUUGGCGUGUUCUAAUGACCGCCUGUUGUAUUUCAAAUCCAAAACUUCCUUCAUCCACUCUCCUGAAGACGAUCAGACCUUCUGUCCUGAUAGCUUUGAGUUUUGCUGCUUUGAGGACCUCCAGAACAUCGCCGCAGGACAUGGCUCUGUUGUAGGUAUGUAUUCUAUUCAUGACGCUGCCCUGCUAAACGUUCACGCUAUGCCUGCUGAAGAAAUUAUCUUUUCCGUAGAUGUUGUAGGGCGGUUGGUGUCUGCAACGCAUGUUACCUAUUUCCAGAAGCAAGAACGUUCCAUCAAGCGGCAAGUUGUGGUCAUUGAAAAUGAAAGGUAUUUCGCACUUGCCUUUGUGGUCGCCCUCGCCUUCUUUGUUCUGCCUGAUUCCUCUUUCAGCCUGAUAAGUGUGUUCCUUCUGCUGCCAGGAAAGCCUCCCUAUCAAUCACGUUAUCAGCACCUGUGAUUGUGGCAUUCACCAGCCUCAGCCUGUCUAUUUGGCGUGGACUCUGUUCAGUGCUAUGUGCCCGGAAGUCAAUUGAACUGCAACAUGCACUGCCUCUCCAUGGUUGUCCCAUACUGCACUUUGUGUUUCUAACGGUGGCUUUUCCCUCGCUCUAUUAGUCUAUAUUUUGGUUGUGCUUUACUUGCCCUUCGUUGGCUUCUGCGGAAGAUAAGAACAUACCCACUGUCCUGCAUUAGCUUUGUUCUUAUCAUCGCUAAUGUGCGUAUGAUGCAGCUCUUACUUUUCCAUUUUUCGUAUCCUUUCUUUUAAUUAGCAGUUUCAUGAUUUCCUUUGGUCUUGGACAGGACUGAUCAGAGGCUCAGCUUCGAAUGGAGUUUUAGUAGGAGGUUCAUUGUCUCUGUCCCUAUGUCUUUUCAGUUUUAUUGUGAGAGAUCUCUCUCAUUCUUAUUGUUCUUGCCCCUGAAUCUCUUCUGACAUCUUGGGAACAACGGCAUCGGCGGCAAAAACCACCACAGAGGACAAGAUCUUACUUACUGCAGUUUACAAGUCGGUCUCUCUAUAUAUCUCGCAAUUUGAUUUCUGCUGCUUUUUAUUUGUUGGUUGGCCAUUACUGUUCCGUUCCACCUUCUUUAGUUCUCUUUGUCUUCAGUUAGAUGGAGCUUCAUUAAUACUGUUGUUUGGUCUUUUUUCAAUUGUAUAACCUUCUGGUACAAUGUUCACUCUUCAAACAGAUUGGUAAACCAUUUUGUCCAGGAGUUCAAGAGGAAGACCAAGGAUAGUAUUUCUUUUAAUUUCUUUGUUGUUUCCCUAUAUAUGAUCCAAUUCAGAUUUACUUCCUUGAAUUCUACAUAGCUUCUUACUUAUUUCUUUCUGUUUGAUUCUUUAGGUCAAGACUUUUGCCUUGGACACUCAAUUGAAGCUUAAGGAUCUAGAUCAGAGCAGUAGAUAGCUACAUGUGGUAGUGGAACAAUUUUAAGGUUGGGUGGUUCUUUGGCCAUAUUACUAUCAAGUAGCCUAAACUAGCUACUACUGCUAAUCCUUACUUUAUCUCUGGCUUAUCAAUGUGGAAAACUUACUGAUAGUCACUUCCUACAAAGCUAAUGCAACUAAAAUAAUUAAAACAAAUCGAUCAUGCUUUGUUGUAUUUGCUUGCUCGAAAUCUUGAACUUUUCUUGAAUAGGAUACUUAUUGAUGCUUUAUACAAUGCAUUUAUAGUUUUACUUAAAUUGCUUCAUUCGCUUGCAAGGACAAACACUUUCAGAGAGACGAGUUUGAGGCUCAACUGAAAUUCAUUUCAAUUGAAUUUCAACGGAUUUGAAUUGUAUCAUUUGGUGGCCAAGACUGUAUGGAGUGUUCAAUAUAGUGACAAAUACCAGAAGCUGCAGGGGUUUUCGUAUGCAGCCCUCAGAAGGAAAAUAGCAGAUUUGUAAGAGUGCAGAAAACAGAUGUUUCGGAGAUAUUUCCAGGAUCAAGAGACUUAGUAUUGGACUGCAGAUCAUAUGAUGCAUAUAUCCUCUCUUGAUAAGCUGUUGCUAUCAUUCUGCAUUUCGUUGUGGAAAUGGAGUGACAUGUGCAGUAAUAUAUGGAGAUCUGUUGAGUGGAUCUUCUUAAUGUGAAGAAUGCAGGAAUUUGAAUGAACGGCAGUUAUAGAGCAUGGGUAGGAGGCUGAUCUUGCAUUUCUUUUGAUGUUUUUCUUCCUUCACUGUUUUGCUGCUACCUCUUAGCAGUCUGAGUAUAGUUUAGUAUUUAGAAACUCUUGAGUCUUUUUAGCUUCUUAAUAAUCUUCUAUAUCACCAUUAAUACAAAGGACACUUUCAAUAUUAUUUACUUCUGUAGAACUUGAUAAGGAGACUACCGUUGACAUAGUCAACAACCACUCUCUAUUGUUGCUUCAUUGUAGCUGAUAGUUGCUUAGUUUUAGCAUUCUGUUUUACCCACUUCCCAUAACAAUAGCUACCAUGGUUUGUUCACAAUCUGUAUAAAUGUAUAGCUUCAAUAAUAGAACAGAUGGGAUUCACAGUACAUUUAUAGAACUAUGUUGUAUAGGUUUGCUAUUUAGUGUUUAGUAGUAACAGGUGGUGUGCAGCCUAAAGUUACUUUGCUUAAAUCACACCAUCAAGUUUAAUGCAUCAUUUGAACUGAAUUUCCUGUCCAUGAAACUCAUCUGCGGUGCUUAUGAAUUUCCAUUCCUCAGCUUAUCAUCCAAUGUUCGUUAGGGCAGUGUUGUAUUGUUUAUCACUAAGAAGGUAGUUUACAAAGGUAUUCAUUAGUUGUUAGUCAUUAUUUUGUUAAGAAUAUGAUAGUGUUUUGUUGACCAAAAUUAUUAAUCAAUGUGCUUUUUUUAAUACGCGCAUCGAAUCAUAGUCUUAUGCUUAGACCAAGCUUUUUUCCUGAGCAUUUACCUACUACCACAGGAUUUGAAUCACAGCUAAGGAGAUUAGAUCAGAAGAUGAAGGAACAACCUUAAUAACAGUAAGAUUAAAACAUUGGAGAAGCAAGACCAAAUCAAUGAACUUAAAGGUCAAGUAAAGACCAAUUGACUGAUUAUGCUCUCUGCUAACCAUGUCCUGCGGCGUAGCCGCGGGUAUUAUUUCUAGUAGAUUUUAAAUCCUUGGUAUUUGAAAUCAUGUAGUUGAAAUACACAUUUAUCCAAAUAAUGAAUUUUAAAUCCUAGGUAUUUCAAAUGCAUGCAUUUCAAAUUCAGCUAUCCAAAUGCACCCUCGUGGGUCGUUUAGUUUCCUAUGGCGUCCGAAAUAGCAUGUCGUGGAUUCUGCAAUGGGAUGAUGGGUGUGUGUUUUUCCUUGUUUCUGGUUUUAACGAGCAGCUGGGUGUCGAUGUAUUUGUUCCUGUGCUUAUCUCUCUGCCUUGUUCUUUUUUACAGUGAAUGCAAGAAAUAGGUUGUCCACCUGUGCUUUGUGACGAAGCAUUGUUCUUGCUCCUCUAUGCCCCAUGUGUCCUGCUUACCUGUAGGCUGUAGCUCAGUAGUUGGAGGCAUAUGAAACAUCAUCAGCAAAGGGAAGUUUUGAGCUCGAAUUUCCUAUAUUGUAUAGAAUCCCAGAAACCUCAAGUUGGAGAAGAAAUGGUGAGAAGGUAGCUGUUUACACUCUCUCUCGUUCUCAUCACUGCCAGUAGUAUAACUAGCUUCUUCUCAAUUUCAAAUGUCAAAGGGUACCCAUAAAGUGUUAGGUGCUUAAUUUAUCCUUCAGACUCCACUUGUUGUACAAUGGAUGAGUCCUGAAGUUCAAGAAGGUUGAGAGGUUUCUGACUGGUUUAAUAUCCUGGUACUUCAUCAAAACAGGUUUGCUGUCAUGCAUUGAAGCUCAAAGGGUCAUUUAGUUGAUAGUUGUAUAUUCAGGCUUCAUGAGUUGAUUUUGGUGGUACUAAAUACUAAUCACAGUCUCAACAGUUUAUUUGUGAUUUGCUUGGGUGAUAUCUUUUGUUGUCUUAUUUUUUACUUUUAUUUUUAGUCUUCUAUUGGGGUUGGCCCCGAAGUACAGAGCACUGAGUGUAUAGGUUAAUCCCUUAGGGUUGUUUUGUUAAUGGUCCUUAGAGUCCUUUUGAUCAGCAUGUUUCAUAGGAAGAAGUUUGGUGAGCUUCUCUUUCACUUGUUCAUCUAUUAUGCCCCUACUUCUUAUACAUGAUAUAAUUGUACAAGUGUAACUGUGUGAAUUUGUUGCAAGGCAUAAUGGAGAAGUCGCCGAGAAGAUGAUUCAUGCCUGGCUGAUUAACGUAGUUCGUUGGCUUGCAGGUAAUGAGGAACUAUGGCGAAGUAAAAGCCGAGAAGUGCUUAUUUAACUAUAGUGCUAGCUGAUCUAUUUCCAGAUGUAAUAUGGCCUCAACAGUGGAUGGAUAUGAUUCAGGAACUCUGUAGAUUAGUCAAGGAAGGACAUAAGCUGACAGUUAGUUUGUGGUGCUGGUAUGUGGCACUUGUAUGGGAAGAUCGAUGCAAUCGAGUAUUUACAGCAGUAAGAAGUAGUACUGAACUACUUAUGCAGAUCAAGCAAGAGGUGGCUUACUACAGUCAUGGCAACCCUAAUUUCAGUCUAGUAUUAACAAGCAGCCCUGUGUAUUCUGUAAACUACUUGAGUUUGAUUCCAAGUUAGCUGGUAGUAGAGUGUUGGAUGUAGUUUGGCUAUGUUAGUUGAAACUUAGUUGUGUAGUUGAGUAGAAUUAGAGUGAAACUUUGUAGUUGCUGUGCUGUCUUUGGACAGAUGUAGUUUUUCGAAAGACUUGGUUUAACAAGCAAGAGCUAAAUAAAGAUUACGACAAUUACCAGAAAAAAAACGAGAAGUACGAAGGAUCUCUUGUUGCUGAUUCUAGCAGUGGGAAUGGAAUACAUAUCAUUUGGCAAC